GGUGGGCAUUGCGUGAUGGCGGGGGCGGAGGGGCUCAUGGCCGAAGUAAGCUGGAAGGUCUUGGAGCGAAGAGCCAGGUCCAAGCGCUCAGGCUCAAUUUAUGAACCUCUUAAAAGCAUUAAUCUUCCAAGACCUGAUAAUGGAACUCUCUGGGAUAAAUUGGAUCAUUAUUACCGAAUUGUCAAGUCAACAGUGUUGAUGUAUCAGAGUCCGACGACAGGUCUGUUUCCCACUAAAACAUGUGGGGGUGACCAGAAGUCCAAAGUCCAUGAGAGUCUGUACUGCGCUGCAGGUGCCUGGGCAUUGGCUCUAGCAUACAGGCGCAUUGAUGAUGACAAGGGAAGGACCCACGAGCUGGAGCAUUCUGCCAUAAAGUGCAUGAGAGGAAUUCUCUAUUGCUAUAUGCGUCAGGCUGAUAAGGUCCAGCAGUUUAAGCAAGAUCCACGGCCCACCACGUGCCUUCACUCCGUCUUCAAUGUGCACACAGGGGACGAGGUGCUUUCCUGUGAAGAAUAUGGCCAUCUUCAGAUAAAUACAGUGUCACUCUUUCUUCUUUACCUGGUGGAAAUGAUUUCUUCGGGUCUGCAGAUAAUCUAUAACACGGAUGAGGUCUCUUUUAUUCAAAACCUUGUGUUUUGUGUAGAAAGAGUUUAUCGUGUUCCUGACUUUGGUGUCUGGGAAAGAGGAAGCAAAUACAAUAAUGGCAGCACAGAACUACACUCGAGCUCCGUUGGCCUAGCAAAAGCAGCCUUAGAAGCGAUUAACGGAUUUAACCUCUUUGGAAACCAGGGCUGUUCUUGGUCGGUUAUAUUUGUGGAUCUGGAUGCUCACAAUCGCAACAGGCAGACGCUGUGCUCACUGCUACCCCGAGAAUCACGCUCUCAUAACACAGAUGCUGCCCUGCUCCCCUGCAUCAGUUAUCCUGCAUUUGCCUUGGAUGAUGAAGCUCUGUUCAGCCAGACACUUGAUAAAGUCAUCAGGAAAUUAAAAGGAAAAUACGGAUUUAAGCGUUUCUUGAGAGAUGGGUAUAGAACGUCAUUGGAAGAUGCCAACAGACGCUAUUACAAACCAGCUGAGAUUAAGCUGUUUGAUGGCAUUGAAUGUGAAUUUCCCAUAUUUUUUCUUUACAUGAUGAUUGAUGGUGUUUUUAGAGGCAAUCUUGAGCAAGUCAAAGAAUACCAAGACCUUUUGACACCUUUGCUUCAUCAGACCACAGAAGGCUAUCCUGUUAUACCAAAGUACUAUUAUGUCCCAGCUGACUUUGUAGAAUAUGAGAAAAGAAACCCUGGGAGUCAGAAGCGGUUUCCUAGUAACUGUGGCCGUGACGGGAAAUUGUUUCUUUGGGGACAAGCUCUUUAUAUCAUUGCAAAACUUCUAGCUGAAGAGUUAAUCAGUCCUAAAGACAUUGACCCUGUGCAGCGCUUUGUCCCACUCCAGAACCAACGAAAUGUGAGCAUGAGAUAUUCCAAUCAGGGCCCGCUGGAAAAUGACUUGGUGGUUCAUGUAGCGCUCGUAGCGGAAAGCCAACGCCUUCAAGUUUUCCUCAAUACAUAUGGCAUUCAAACUCAGACUCCUCAGCAGGUGGAACCUAUCCAGAUCUGGCCUCAGCAGGAGCUGGUAAAAGCUUAUUUCCACCUGGGUAUCAAUGAAAAGUUAGGCCUCUCUGGGAGGCCAGACAGGCCCAUCGGCUGCCUUGGCACAUCAAAGAUUUAUCGCAUCCUAGGAAAGACUGUGGUCUGCUACCCUAUCAUCUUUGACCUGAGUGACUUCUACAUGUCUCAGGACGUCCUGCUGCUCAUCGAUGACAUAAAGAAUGCACUACAGUUCAUUAAGCAAUAUUGGAAAAUGCAUGGGCGCCCACUCUUCCUUGUUCUCAUCCGGGAAGACAACAUAAGAGGUAGCAGGUUCAGCCCCAUCUUAGACAUGCUGGCAGCCUUUAAAAAGGGCAUAAUUGGAGGAGUCAAAGUUCAUGUUGACCGUCUGCAGACAUUGAUAUCUGGGGCUGUGGUAGAGCAGCUUGACUUUCUACGAAUUAGUGACACAGAAAAGCUUCCAGAAUUUAAGAGCUUUGAAGAACUAGAGGUUCCCAAGCAUUCAAAAGUGAAACGACAGAGCAGCACCGCAGACGCGCCUGAGCUGCGACAGCAGCCGGACAUCACCAUUGCCCAGUGGAAGGACAAGACCACCCACGAAAUCCUUCAGAAGCUGAAUGACUGCGGUUGUCUGGCUGGUCAAACCAUCCUGCUGGGUAUACUGCUCAAAAGAGAGGGCCCUAACUUCAUCACAAUGGAAGGUACUGUGUCUGAUCACAUUGAGAGAGUCUAUAGAAGAGCUGGCAGCAAGAAGCUCUGGCUGGCUGUGCGGUACGGGGCUGCAUUUACCCAGAAAUUUUCCUCCUCUAUAGCCCCGCACAUUACCACCUUUCUGGUACAUGGGAAACAGGUAACUCUGGGUGCCUUUGGACACGAGGAGGAGGUCAUCUCGAACCCACUGUCCCCGAGAGUGAUUAAGAACAUCAUCUAUUAUAAGUGCAACACGCACGAUGAGAGGGAGGCGGUCAUUCAGCAAGAACUGGUCAUCCACAUCGGCUGGAUCAUCUCCAACAGCCCCGAGUUGUUCAGUGGCAUGCUGAAAAUACGGAUUGGGUGGAUCAUUCAUGCUAUGGAGUAUGAGCUACAGAUCCGCGGUGGGGAUAAGCCAGCCAUGGACUUGUACCAGCUCUCACCCAGUGAAGUUAAACAGCUGCUGCUUGACGUCCUCCAGCCUCAACAGAGUGGAAGGUGUUGGUUGAACAGGCGUCAGAUUGACGGGUCAUUGAAUAGAACUCCCCCGGGGUUCUAUGACCGAGUGUGGCAGAUCCUGGAGCGCACCCCGAAUGGUAUCCUCGUAGCUGGGAAGCAUUUGCCACAGCAACCAACCUUGUCAGAUAUGACCAUGUAUGAGAUGAACUUUUCUCUCCUUGUGGAAGACAUGUUGGGAAACAUUGACCAGCCAAAGUACAGGCAGAUCAUUGUAGAGCUACUAAUGGUCGUGUCCAUUGUGCUGGAAAGAAACCCUGAGCUAGAGUUUCAAGACAAAGUGGAUCUAGACAGGCUGGUCAAGGAAGCAUUUCAUGAGUUUCAAAAAGACGAGAGUCGGCUCAAAGAACUAGAGAAACAAGAUGAUAUGACUUCCUUCUACAACACGCCCCCGCUGGGCAAGAGAGGAACCUGCAGCUACCUGACUAAGGUUGUGAUGAACUUGCUGUUGGAAGGAGAAGUCAAGCCAAGCCAUGAGGACUCCUGUCUGGUUAGCUAGUGAGGAGGGUGCAGGGAGCACAGGGGAGAGUUCCCCAGCUGUGCCUUUUGUGGUGAAGUCAGUCCAGGCAGCCGUUAUUGGAUGAGCCGGUGUGUUAGUGAGAUGGCUGUCGUAUUCUGUUUGCCAUUGUUGGGCCUUUGCAUGCCAGUGCCAGUUGAAAGGUAAGCGGUGAUUGGAAUUGAGUGAACCCCAGUUUCCGU
This is a messenger RNA of Acomys russatus (golden spiny mouse), 3497 nucleotides long. RefSeq names its product phosphorylase kinase regulatory subunit beta (gene Phkb). The transcript is spliced from 31 exons. Gene Ontology annotation, molecular function: calmodulin binding. Bases 16 to 3297 code for a protein of 1093 amino acids. Gene Ontology annotation, cellular component: phosphorylase kinase complex. Gene Ontology annotation, biological process: glycogen metabolic process. The record is from RefSeq and is a predicted model, not a curated record. Lineage: Eukaryota; Metazoa; Chordata; Mammalia; Rodentia; Muridae.